GCGCCUCAGCUGAGGAUCUUUGAUUCAGUGGCAGAGCUCGAGACACCCCAUUGCCGGACACCGCCAACGGGAAUACAGUUAGAGUUCAGAUGAAUAGGAACUAAUGCGUAGAAGAGGAGGAGAAGUUUCAUAGAAUUCAAAGGCUACUACAAUAUCCCCUUCGGGGAUCAAUACAGAUCCAUCUAUCCAUCUAGUCUAUCUGGCCUAUUGUUGAAUUGAUGACCAGCCGGCGGGUUUUCACUCUCUCCGUUCUUCAACCAAACGACACUUUCUGUACCCCAAGAUAUCAUAUGACAACAAUCAAUCUAAAGCCAGCGGAAGAUCCGAGGCAAUGUGUGACACGCUCCUCCGGUUGCAAUUGAUUGGUGCAAGAGGCGCCUGUUAUUCCACCGGAGCAUGACACCGUUAACUGCAGACAGCCGGAGAGGGGCAUCUGACAUGAACUCCCGCGGACUGGUGCAACACUUGGCGAGGGAUUCGACUCUUUAAAGCGGCGGCGGGGCUCUCAUCCUACUCGGUUGUGAAGACAAUUUAAGAAAGUGGGGGGGCAAACGAUCAUAGCAGAAAAGACGCGCCACCUCAAACCAUGGGGAUACAACAUCUUUUACUGCUUCUGAUUUACUUGGAUCCACUGCACGUGCUGUCCCAGAUUGCCAACAAGAAAAACAAAAACGUUCCCAAACGGCCUCAGAAGAUGCGCGAGGCAAACAGUACAGCAUUCCCGAUAACGCUGGUGCCAAGAAGGAUCACACAGGUCCAGGCACCCCUGCUCGGAGUCCACGAGACGUGCCUGGGCUACUACGACGUUAGCGGACAGUACGAUAAAGAGUUCGCGUGCAACAACACCGAUCACCGGUACUGCUGUGGAAGUUGUUUCCUUCGCUUUUGCUGCGCGGAUAAAGUGAAACGUUUAGAGCAGAAAACAUGUACGAAUUACAACACCCCAGACUGGAUAAAAACUCAGCCGCCGUCCCCAGCACCAACAGGUGACACCUAUGACCCAGACCUAGACCAGACUAACACGACCGUGUACAUCACGUGCGGCGUGAUCGCGUUCAUCAUAUUCCUCGGGAUUUCAGCUAAAGUUGCCUAUGAUAAAGCCACCAAACCGCCGCAAGAAAUGAACGUCCAUAGAGCCCUGGCGGACAUUUUGAGGCAGCAAGGAUCGGUUCCCGUAUCCAAGUAUGAAAAUGAGAACAUGGAGGCGAUCGAUGGUUCCCCCAAGGAGAACACUCCUGUCAGAACUUCUAAGAACCACUACACUCCUGUUCACACCAAGGCGUCCAACCACGGGCACUACGCCAAGGAGAACUUCCGCGGAGGCCAGGACAUGCACAACUUCAUCUCCUCAGGCUUCGUCACGCUGGGACGAGGCCACCUCAAAGCACAGCACUCAGUGGACGACCUUGGACAGAUGUCCUGGCAAGGAGACCCAGACAUCCCUCUCUCCUACAGCAACCACCAGCAUGACUACCAACACAGCCACCUAGACCUCACCGCCCUCACGCCCAAAAUAGCACACAAGUCAAAAGGAACUCCACCUGUCAUGCUGAAGGAGGAGCACCAGUCCACCCACCCGGAGAGCUAUGCCUGCAAUGCAGGGCAGUGCUCAUGA
Messenger RNA from Hypomesus transpacificus, 1615 nucleotides. It is a transcript of the gene shisa6a, whose product is annotated as protein shisa-6. The transcript has 7 exons. The record is from RefSeq and is a predicted model, not a curated record. NCBI's taxonomy places the organism in Eukaryota, Metazoa, Chordata, Actinopteri, Osmeriformes, Osmeridae. Gene Ontology annotation, biological process: regulation of AMPA receptor activity; regulation of short-term neuronal synaptic plasticity. Gene Ontology annotation, cellular component: postsynaptic membrane; dendritic spine membrane; AMPA glutamate receptor complex. The coding region runs from base 587 to 1615 and encodes 342 amino acids.